Messenger RNA from Orycteropus afer afer, 1398 nucleotides. It is a transcript of the gene LAP3, whose product is annotated as leucine aminopeptidase 3. NCBI's taxonomy places the organism in Eukaryota, Metazoa, Chordata, Mammalia, Tubulidentata, Orycteropodidae. Gene Ontology annotation, cellular component: cytoplasm. Gene Ontology annotation, biological process: proteolysis. Gene Ontology annotation, molecular function: manganese ion binding; metalloaminopeptidase activity. The record is from RefSeq and is a predicted model, not a curated record.
AUGAACUCAGUGGCAGUGUGUUCACUGUCCAGGAUCCGCUGCAAAGCGCUGGCUCGAGAGCCCCGCCGGGCGCCCAGACGUCACAGCGCCACACCAACAUCUGCUUCGAAAGCCCCGCCCCCCCGCGCGCGCACACCACGCCCGCCCCCCGAGGCGCGCUCUCGCCAGCCCAGCGACACGUGCUCGCUGGAGGGCGGCGCUAGGGGCCGAGCCGACAAGAUGUUCUUUUUGCUGCCUCUUCCGGCUCUCGGGCGAGUAGCUGUCCGAAGCCUGAUCGGGAAACGUUUCUGCAACCGGAGUUUCGCCGCCGCAGACAUGACGAAGGUCUUGAGUUUCAAGGGCUUCUCAAAGUGGAAUGUGCAGGCGGAUCACCUGGGAAUAUCUGGACCACCUUUGAAGGCAGGCAAAACCCGAACCUUUCACGGUCUGCAUGAGGACUUCCCCAGCGUGGUGGUUGUUGGCCUUGGCAAAAAGACAGCUGCAGUCAACGACCAGGAAAACUGGCAUGAAGGCAAAGAAAACAUCAGGACUGCCGUUGCAGCGGGCUGCAGGCAGGUUCAAGAGCUGGAGUUCUCUUCUGUGGAGGUGGACCCCUGCGGAGAUGCCCAGGCUGCCGCGGAAGGAGCUGUUCUCGGGCUGUAUGAGUACGAUGAUCUGAAGCAGAAGAAGAAGGUGAUGGUGUCAGCACAGCUCCAUGGAAGUGGGGACCAGGAGGCCUGGGGGAAAGGAGUCCUCUUUGCUUCUGGGCAGAACUUGGCACGCCACUUGAUGGAGACCCCAGCCAAUGAGAUGACGCCCACCAGGUUUGCCGAGAUUAUUGAGAAAAAUCUCAGAGGCGCGAGCAGUAACACAGAGGUCUACAUCAGACCCAGGUCUUGGAUCGAGGAACAGGAAAUGGGAUCAUUCCUAAGUGUGGCCAAAGGGUCUGAGGAGCCUCCAGUCUUCUUGGAAAUCCACUACAAAGGCAGCCCCAAUGCGAGCGAACCACCACUGGUGUUUGUGGGGAAGGGAAUUACCUUCGACAGCGGUGGUAUCUCCAUCAAAGCUGCUGCAAAUAUGGAUCUCAUGAGGGCUGACAUGGGAGGGGCUGCGACCAUCUGCUCAGCCAUCGUGUCUGCUGCAAAGCUCAGUCUGCCCAUUAAUGUCGUGGGUUUGGCCCCUCUUUGUGAAAAUAUGCCCAGUGGUAAGGCCAACAAGCCAGGAGAUGUUGUUCGAGCCAAGAAUGGAAAGACCAUACAGGUGGAUAACACCGAUGCGGAAGGGAGGCUUAUACUAGCAGACGCACUCUGCUAUGCACACACCUUUAAUCCGAAGCUCAUCAUCAACGCAGCCACCUUAACAGGAGUUUUUGCCGAAAUGUCGUAUGACACUGCUGCUUCUAUCAUCAACCAGGACUAA